Messenger RNA from Aspergillus clavatus NRRL 1, 1119 nucleotides. RefSeq names its product carbon-nitrogen hydrolase family protein. Lineage: Eukaryota; Fungi; Ascomycota; Eurotiomycetes; Eurotiales; Aspergillaceae. Gene Ontology annotation, molecular function: cyanide hydratase activity. Gene Ontology annotation, biological process: cyanide catabolic process. The transcript is spliced from 4 exons. The coding region runs from base 1 to 1119 and encodes 372 amino acids. The record is from RefSeq and is a predicted model, not a curated record.
AUGGCACCAGUUCUCAAGAAGUACAAGGCCGCUGCCGUCAACGCUGAGCCCGGUUGGUUCGACCUUGAGGAAUCUGUCCGCCGUACAAUCCACUGGAUCGAUGAAGCCGGCAAAGCCGGGUGCAAACUCAUCGCGUUUCCGGAGCUUUGGAUUCCCGGAUAUCCCUACUGGGCUUGGAAGGUUACCUACCAGGAGAGCUUGCCUCUACUGAAGAAAUAUCGCGAGAACAGCCUCGCCUCCAACUCGGAGGAGAUGCGCCGCAUCCGAGAGGCAGCCCGUGCGAACAAGAUCUGGGUCUCGUUGGGCUAUUCCGAGCUUGACCUAGCCAGCCUGUACACGACGCAGGUUCUCAUUUCUCCCACAGGCGAUGUCCUCAACCAUCGACGGAAGAUUCGCGCCACUCACGUCGAGCGUCUGAUCUUCGGGGAUGGCACCGGUGACACUACCGAAUCGGUCACGCAGACCGAGAUCGGUCGCGUCGGCCACCUCAACUGCUGGGAAAACAUGAACCCGUUCAUGAAGGCGUAUGCGGCCUCGUUGGGCGAACAGGUCCACGUUGCGGCUUGGCCACUCUACCCAGGCAAGGAGACACUCAAGUAUCCCGAUCCAUACACGAACGUGGCGGAGGCCAAUGCUGAUCUGGUCACUCCUGCGUAUGCCAUUGAGACGGGCACAUACACCCUGGCUCCCUGGCAGACGAUCACCGCCGAGGGUAUCAAGGUCAACACGCCCCCUGGUAAGGAACUGGAGGACCCCAACAUCUACAACGGACAUGGUCGGAUCUUUGGACCCGAUGGACAGAACCUUGUCCCUCACCCAGCCGACGAUUUCCAAGGGUUGCUUAUUGUCGAUAUUGACCUGGAUGAAUGCCAUCUAACCAAAUCGCUCGCCGACUUUGUGAGUUCAACGCCGCCUGGAACGACCUCAGCUAACAACGAACAGGGCGGCCAUUACAUGCGCCCGGAUCUAAUUCGCCUGCUGGUUGAUACCAACCGAAAGGAUCUCAUUGUGCAUGAGGAUCGUGUGAAUGGAGGCGUCGAGUACACUCGUACCGUUGACCGGGUUGGGUUGUCGACUCCCUUGGACGCUGUGAGCCAAGAGGCCGAUCAGGAGAAGUGA